AUGCCCGCUCGUCCCGAGAUUCCCAAGUGCUCGGUCGCUUGCAACUAUUGCCGCUUGAAGAAGGCCAAAUGCACGGGAAGUCGGCCGUGCACAAAUUGUGUAUCCCAUAGAGAGCAGUGUGUCUUUCCCGACAAGUCUUCCAGGAGGAAAACCAGUCACAGCCAGACCUUUCUAGAGCGACGGAUUGCAUCUCUGGAGCAACUACUUUGGCAGCACGAAGCUCCGACAAGAUCAACGCCUGCUCCAUCUGCUCCCGUACCGUAUGUCGAUGAGGCUUUGGAACGGCAACCGAGUCCCGUAUCUAUCCAACCGUCGGCGAGGUCAGAGUCAUCGUCCAAGUCCCCUUCUACAUGCCGUUCAUUCGCCCCACCGGAUAGCUCUGACAAUACUUCGCCUGGAGUGCCGACCUGGAUAUCUAACUCAGCGGAUGUAGCCCCGUCUCUUUUUGACAUUCGUGAUCUUGCAGCCUCAGAAGUCAAUCUAUCGCUGGCUGACCCGGUCUUGAAUUUGGACAAUGAACCCAACAACGGUUCAACGUCGGCGAUAGCUCCCACUUCCUGUGAAAAUUUGCGGCAGGGGCCGUCGCCCACACGACAGGACGUUGGCGAGAACACAGCCACAAGCGAGUCGAGUCUUGUCGCGGAAAAUGCUGGCGAACUGCGUGAUGGGACUCCCCCAUCCCCUAUGCAGGAGGGCGACAUCCAGGAGCAUAUUGGUACGAUUACUGACAGGGAUUCCUUUGGCAAAGUAGACAUUGACCAUGUGGUGACAGGCAAAGCCUCUUUUCUGACCAUCUGCUCUCCGCAUGGUGUCGAGUGGAUUUGCCAGCAGCUGGGUAACUCGGACUUUCACCAUAGCGCAAGCCGGCUGACCGUCACCAUAACGCGAUCGUUAAAGAUGACGAAACCGCUCUCGGUCGAACGGCAACCCGAUCCAGACUACGAGACAGCUUUGCUGUGGGCUACGGCCUUCUUUGAAGACAGCAUCGAGCACACUCUGGGACUCGUGCCUCGCCAGGCGUUCGAGCGUAGACUUCAGCAGCAUUAUUCGCACCCUCUGCCUGCUGAUAGUGACCCGCCAUGGUACAGCCUCCGAAACACCGUGUUCGCGGUAGGAAGCAGGAUUGCACUGUGUCGAGGCAGUGGACCUAUGAGCUAUACAACUGCGCAGAGACAAUCUUGGUUGUACUUUGAGAAUGCUUUGGCUGUCCUCACCAAUCUACUCUACAUGCCGUCAGACGUUACUGCUGUUGAGUGUACCUUGCUCAUGGCGUUGUACUGCGAGGCUAUCUCGGCGCCUUCUCUGGAAUAUAUGUUGCUGUCCACGGCAGUCCGGUUGGCCUACUCGAAACGUCUUCAUCUACAACCCCCCUCCUCCUGUAUCCUAUCCGAAUCCGAAAAGGUAACGCGAAAUUGGUUGCUAUGGGUAUUGUACAUGUACGAUAAGCACGUUGCCUGUAGGUCUGGUCGACCCUCGAUGAUUCGCGACGACGAUAUCAACGUUGCUUUACCUACCAAAGCCCGAGAAGACACCUCCACGGACCUGGGCCUGCUACUGGCUUCCGUCCGCCAUGCCCAGAUCUCCUACGCCAUCGAGAGAGAGUGUUACGGGACGAAGUUCGGGCUCCGGUCGAUCGAGGAGAUCUGCAAGACCAUUGAGAGACUAGACACUGAGUUGCGAUCCUGGUAUGCAGACCUGGGACAAGAAUAUCUUCUCUACACGCCCAAGCGACCCAAGGUCCUGCACCCUCGGAUUAGCCACAUCCACUUCCUGUUCCUCCAGCACUGUUUUCACGGAUCCAUGUGUGUGCUGCAUUCCGCCAUCACACAGCCUUGGAGAAGCAAUCAACUGCAGCGGAGCCAGCAGCCCGAGCACGUCAAGCAGAUCCAGGAAAGCUGUAAAACCAUCGCAGAGUCAUCUCGGGUCAUCGUCCUCAAUUCUCAAAAGUUCCCGAUCGACGCCACCACCCCUUCUUGGUUGGUUUUCUAUUUCCCGAUCCUCGCAACCAUGAAUCUGUUCCUCAACACGGUGCGCUCGCCCAACAAUCCCUCUGCGCAGUCCGACAUUACCUUGAUCGACAUCGUUGCCGGGACGUUCGCCAGGCUCGACUAUGCCAGUAGCGGGCACUUGAGCAUAAGUUUUCCUCGAGAGGUUGCUGACUAUGCUCGCGCUCUGGUUUCCAAGUCCCGCGAACAGCAUCGAGAGCCAGACUCGCGCCAGUGGACCUCGGAUCUUGACCAAUUGUUCAACCUCGACGCUGAUAUGGCGGUUAGUGGAAAAGCCCCUGCGCGGCCCUUCUCAGAGACAUGUUACUAA
Messenger RNA from Fonsecaea pedrosoi CBS 271.37, 2316 nucleotides. RefSeq lists its product as uncharacterized. Gene Ontology annotation, molecular function: zinc ion binding; DNA-binding transcription factor activity, RNA polymerase II-specific; DNA binding. Lineage: Eukaryota; Fungi; Ascomycota; Eurotiomycetes; Chaetothyriales; Herpotrichiellaceae. The record is from RefSeq and is a predicted model, not a curated record. Bases 1 to 2316 code for a protein of 771 amino acids. The transcript has 8 exons. Gene Ontology annotation, biological process: regulation of DNA-templated transcription; DNA-templated transcription.